Messenger RNA from Bombyx mandarina (wild silkworm), 1557 nucleotides. RefSeq lists its product as uncharacterized. Lineage: Eukaryota; Metazoa; Arthropoda; Insecta; Lepidoptera; Bombycidae. The record is from RefSeq and is a predicted model, not a curated record.
AUGGAACCGAACUACAGACUCCUCAAGAUUAUUCUGUUCUCCAUGCUGUUCUGCAUCAGAGUUCAUUGUAAGAGCAUCGUUCCGAGGGACAGUAACUACAGUCCAAUCGAUUCGCAAGGAUCAAAGUGGAUCGAUUCAACAUUCAAAUUAAAUGACAAAGGAGCGAUGUACAUUCUUCUGGCCGAGGCGUGCAAGGAUGCCGGGUACAUAAGGAGCCCAGAAAAUUUAAAUCCACUGUCUACAAUAGAACCAUGGCCUAUAUCAUCAGUGGAGAACCUAAUGAAAGGAACAUCUGGAUUACAAACAGAAUUAUCAGAAUCACCGCGUAUAGCUAGAUCGAUACGACCACCUGAACAACUAUAUGGACCACGGCGGAAACCUACCGGAGCCGAGACAGCACCUACUGCACCACAGACAGGACUUUUAGACCACAGCCGGAACCCACUGCAACACAGCCAGAAUCAACUGGAGCACAACCAGAACUUACUAGACCACAGCCAGAAUCAACUGGAGCACAGCCAGGACUUCCUAGACAACAGCCAGAACCCACUGCAACACAGCCAGAAUCAACUGGUGCAAGACCAGGACUUACUAGACCAUAGCCAGAUACCACUGCAACACAGCCAGAAUCAACUGGAGCACAGUCAGGACUUCCUAGACAACAGCCAGAACCCAUUGCAACACAGCCAGAAUCAACUGGAGCACAGCCAGGACUUCCUAGACAACAGCCAGAACCCACUGCAACACAGCCAGAAUCAACUGGAGCACAGCCAGGACUUAAUAGACCACAGCCAGGACUUACUAGACCACAGCCAGAAUCUACUGGACCACAGCCAGAAUCAACUGGAGCACAGCCAGGACUUACUAGACCACAGCCAGAACCCACUGCAACACAGCCAGAAUCAACUGGAGCACAGCCAGGACUUACUAGACAACAACCAGAACCCACUGCAACACAGCCAGAAUCAACUGGUGCAAGACCAGGACUUACUAGACCAUAGCCAGAUACCACUGCAACACAGCCAGAAUCAACUGGAGCACAGCCAGGACUUACUAGACCACAGCCAGAAUCUACUGGACCACGGCCAGAAUCUACUGGACCACAGCCAGAAUCAACUGGAGCACAGCCAGGACUUACUAGACAACAACCAGAACUCACUGCAACACAGCCAGAAUCAACUGGAGCACAGCCAAGACUUACUGGAGCACAGCCAGAACUUACUAGACCACAGCCAGACCCCACUGCAACACAGCCAGAAUCAACUGGAGCACAGCCAGGACUUACUAGACAACAGCCAGAACCCACUGCAACACAGCCAGAAUCAACUGGAGCACAGCCAGAACCUACUAGACCACAGACAGGACCUACAGGCAGGACAGGAGCAGCAGGAUCAAAGACCAGAAAUCUAAAAACAAGCCCAGUGAGUUUUGUAGAAACAGACAGUGAAUCAGAGAAAAUCCAUUCAACAGAAGCACUAGUGGCCGCUAUCCUCGGAGCACUGGUAGUCGGCUUGAUCAUCGGAUGUCUGUUUCAUAUCCUAUACAUCAAUAAAAGAA